ACGACGGACAUCGACAGCUCAUCACACACACACACGCACUCUCUCUCUAUCAGAUGGACAUCGAGAGCUUUUUUUCGGCUCUGCUGGAUCCUUCUCGAUUCUUCUUCUAGAUCUCUGUCACCAGAUCAAUGGCGGCUCCUCGACAUCGUUACUGCCGCCUUCUUUGGUAUCGUCCUUCCCUUCACUCCCCUCGGCGAUUCUAUGGCGGCGUCUGGUCAGCAACUUUGCCUAGACAAACCGCCGCCUCCUUCAUCGUUCGAUGACGACGCCGAGGAGUUGACGCAGGCAGAUCAGGAGACCGCCGGGAAAGUGGUUUCUCAGGUUGGAAUUCAUGAGUCUAUGGCUUCGAUUUUGAAAGACCUUGAGAGGUUCAGACCCAAGAGAGCGGCUGAGACGAUGGAGAUUGUGUACUCAUAUUCGCUAAGAGUGCCAGGUGGUAAAGCGGAGGAAGAUGAUGGGAUGACAGCAACCAGAGAGGCCGAGGAAGAGAUUGGAUUGGAACAUUCGCUUGUUGAUGUUGUCACUUCUCUCAAAACAUUUCUGUCUAAGGCUACACGUAAGUCUGCCCCAACCACUGUUGGAGUCAAGAAACCCCAUCGUUACCGUCCUGGAACUAUUGCACUUCGUUAUGUUAACAUAUGGAAGAGCCACAUGUGGAUCGAACAACUUUGCCCUUGCUGCAUCCUGGUUGCUGGGUCAUCUAAACAAGGCUAUAUCUUUGGACUUGGAGCUCUAAAGGAAUUUGCUUUACCAUCUGCUAAUGCUUCUUCAAGUCAACCACAACCAGAAGAAGCAGAGAUGAUUGCAAAUCGCAUGCAAGGGUUGGAAGCUGAACUCAAACAAGGUCAUGAAGAAAAUCUAGAAAUUAAAAAAAGACUUGAAGCUAUUGAGAAGAUGGUUGCAUCUUUUGCAAAUCAGAAUGCUUAAAGCUACUACAUCAUCUAUCUAAUUUAGUAAUUCUAGUUUCUUUUUUAUCUUAACUAUGUUUAGUUUUCAUUUUAUUAAGACUUUUUUAUAUAAAUUAUGUUUGUGUAUUGACUUUGCUUCGACAUAAGUAAUAUAAUCUUUGGUUUAUUAUA
This is a messenger RNA of Thlaspi arvense, 1079 nucleotides long. The record is from the annotation of a GenBank genome assembly. Lineage: Eukaryota; Viridiplantae; Streptophyta; Magnoliopsida; Brassicales; Brassicaceae.